Molecule: messenger RNA, 1645 nt
Organism: Peromyscus californicus insignis
Lineage: Eukaryota; Metazoa; Chordata; Mammalia; Rodentia; Cricetidae
Gene: Dnase2
Product: deoxyribonuclease 2, lysosomal
Exons: 6
Coding region: 159-1223 (354 amino acids)
Biological process (GO): apoptotic DNA fragmentation
Molecular function (GO): deoxyribonuclease II activity
Source: RefSeq, a predicted model, not a curated record
ACCAAAGGAAGCCCCGCCUCCGGCGCUCGCCGGCCUCGCGGGCGUCGCCCUGAAAGCCCUGACCCAGGCGGGUCUCAGCGGACUUUAAGGGGAAGUGAGUCUGGGCCUCGUGACCCGGCCAUCCUGGGUCUUUGCACAGAUUCCGUCGCGGUCGCCUCAUGGCAGCGCCGAGCUCGCUGCUGCUGGCCGCGCUGCUGUGGGUCCCUGCCGAAGCCCUGAGCUGCUAUGGAGACUCCGGGCGGCCGGUGGACUGGUUCGUGGUAUACAAGCUGCCAGCUCACAGCGGGUCUGGGGAUAGUUCAUGGGAGGGUUUGAAGUAUAAAUACAUGGACCAGAGCUCCGAGGGUUGGCGCGACGGUGUGGGGUACAUCAACAGUUCAGAGGGAGCCGUGGGCCGCAGCCUGCUGCCGUUGUACCGAGACAACUCCAGCCAGCUGGCCUUUCUACUCUACAACGACCAGCCUCCUAAAUCCAGCUCAGCUUGGGACUCUUACAGCCGUGGGCAUACAAAGGGUGUUCUGCUCCUCGACCAAGAAGGGGGCUUCUGGCUGAUCCACAGUGUGCCACGCUUCCCACCCCCAGCAUCCUCUGGUGCAUACAGCUGGCCUCCUAAUGCUCGAACCUAUGGCCAGACCCUACUCUGUGUGUCCUUUCCCUUCACCCAGUUUCUCAAGAUUGGCAAGCAGCUAACCUAUACCUAUCCUCUGGUCUAUGACCACAAGCUGGAAGGCAUCUUUGCCCAGAAAUUACCUGACCUCCAGGAGGUGAUCAAGGGCCACCAUGUCCUCCAUGAGCCCUGGAAUAACAGUGUAGUACUCACUUCACAAGCCGGGGCCUCCUUCUGGAGCUUUGCCAAAUCUGGAAAAUUUGGAGAUGACUUGUACUCGGGCUGGUUGGCAGCAGCCCUCGACACCAACCUACAGGUCCAGUUCUGGCCAAAUUCUCAAGGCACCCUGUCUUCCAACUGCUCCGGGACCCAUGAGGUUCUUGAUGUGGCUCAGACAGGCUUUCCUGGCCCGUCUGCACCAACUUUCAGUGCUACAGAGGACCACUCCAAAUGGUGUGUGGCCCCUCAAGGGCCCUGGGCCUGUGUGGGUGACAUGAAUCGGAACCUGGGGGAGAUGCACCGAGGUGGAGGCACACUGUGUACCCGGCUGCCUGCCUUUUGGAAGGCCUUCCAGUCCCUGGUGAAGGCCUGUAAACCCUGUAGCGAGGACAGCUGACCAAAAGCCCAGCAGAGCAAGAACUAAGACUCAGGGACUGGCUGGGUGAUGUGGUGCUCACCUUUAAUCCCAGCACUCGGGAGGCAGAGGCAGGAGGAUCUCUGAGUUUGAGGCCAGCCUGGUCUACAAAAUGAGUUCCAGGAUAACCAGGACUACACAGAGAAACCCCGCCUCAAGCUUGGACUUGAAUUUGUUUUGGGGGAUGGUUUGUUGGUGGGUUGAACCCCAGGGCCCGCCACACGCUACACAAGCUGCUGAACUACAGUACCCUCUGCCCUGGCUAUGAAUCUGAAUACCAGUUCAGCCCCUUCCUAACUGGAGACCUUAAUAGUGCCUUAACCUCUCUGGCUUUCAAAUGAUCUGCAACAUGGUGUAACAACACAUGUCUCUAGAGGCUGUCAAUAAAAGGAACCCAGUAGUUA